ACCUCAGGGACGCACUGUGGAAGUCACCUGGAAGUUCUUCUUUUUCUUCUUAUUCUUCUUCUUUUAGUAGAAACGGUCCUCCAUCACGCACUCACUCUGGACUUGGUGAAGUUCCAAAUCUGUUGGGGAGGGGGGGCUGACGUCAAUUAGGCGCGCACCUCUCCACUGGAGGCGUGAUAUCUUUGCUCGCAAAAGAUUUUUUCUUAAAUUUUUUAUAAAAGAUCGGUGGGGUUUUUUUCUUCAGCGACAUGGAGUACACUUCCUCCCCGAAGCCGCAGCUCUCCUCCCGGGCCAACGCUUUCUCCAUCGCCGCACUCAUGUCCAGCGGGAAGCCCAGCAAGGAGAAGGAGGCCGAGGAGAGCACCAUCAAGCCCCUCGAACAGUUCGUGGAGAAGUCGUCCUGCAGCCAGCCCCCCCUCGCCGACCUCUCGUCGUCCCUGGAAGUCCACGGAGACUUCGGGGGAAGCGUUCCCGCGGCGUGCACGGAGCCUCUCAUUCCCGCCAACCCCGGCAUCCCCAGCGAGGAGAUGGCCAAGAUCUCCUGCAACCUGGAGACCAAAGAACUGUGGGACAAGUUCCACGAGCUGGGCACAGAGAUGAUCAUCACCAAGUCCGGAAGGCGGAUGUUCCCGACCAUCCGUGUGUCUUUCUCCGGGGUGGAGCAGGACUCCAAGUACAUCGUCCUGAUGGACAUUGUCCCGGUGGACAACAAGAGGUACCGCUAUGCUUAUCACCGCUCAUCGUGGCUGGUGGCCGGCAAGGCUGACCCUCCUCUGCCUGCCAGGUUGUACGUUCAUCCGGACUCUCCUUUCAGCGGAGAACAGCUGAUGAAGCAAAUGGUUUCUUUCGAGAAAGUCAAACUCACCAACAACGAACUGGACCAACACGGACAUAUCAUCCUGAACUCCAUGCACAAGUACCAGCCUCGAGUUCACAUCAUCAAGAAGAAGGAGCACAUGGCAUCGCUGCUCAACUUCAAGUCGGAGGAAUUCCGCACCUUCGUCUUUGUGGAGACCGUCUUCACCGCCGUCACCGCCUACCAGAACCAGCUGAUUACCAAGCUGAAGAUUGACAGCAACCCUUUUGCCAAAGGAUUCCGGGAUUCGUCGCGGCUGACCGACAUGGAGAGGUACAAGGAAUUCUGGGACCUGCAUUGUGUGGAAAGUGUUGAGAAUCUCAUCCACAAGCACUCGUACGCGCGCUCGCCAAUCAGGACCUACGCAGGCGAAGACGACAACCUGGGCGACGACGGACACGCGCCUCAUGCCAGAGGUUCAGCGUUCAGCGCCUCAGACAGUCUGUCUCUGAGUUCGUGGGUCGCCGGAACCACUCCGAGCUUUUCGGGCUUCCAGCACCCGCAGUCGCUGUCGGCCAUGGGGGCGGGCACCGCCUCCCUCCCUCACCCCAUCCAGGGCUCACUGCCACCCUACGGCCGCCUCAGCAUGCCCCUGACGCCCAUGCAGGGCAGCGGUCCGUCCUUCCCUUCCUUCCACAUGCCUCGCUACCAUCACUACUUCCAGCAGGGACCCUAUGCCGCCAUCCAGGGGCUACGCCACUCCUCCACCGUCAUGACACCCUUUGUAUGACUCCGCCCCCUUGCACCGCGUGACUGUGUAAAUAGCUGGCCUGAUGGAAAAGGACCCACGGCAGAUUGAGAAAACAUCUCUCCUCCGAUGCUGACAAGAUGGCCCACCCCAGUUGGAACCUUGAACCUUAAACGCUGGGAUCUUAUCUAACGCGUGGUUGGACUGGCAACGCCUGCCGCCAUGUGUCAAUCAAAUUGUUACUAAUAAAGAUGGCGGCGCUGCGUUUGCUUACUAUACAUGUAGAGAGCUACAGCAACGCUAGCAUGCAUGCUGACGGAAGUAGAAGGACGACCAUCGUUUUCUUUCACUUUAGCUUCAACUUUGAUGCUUCAAAACAACAAAGUCUAGUUCCCGUUCAGGCUAACAGCUUGCUAGGAAGCGGCUAAAGCUAAAGCACCGCUGAACGAGUUGUGUGACGCUAACAUGACUUGAAAAUGGAUGCGCUGUUGAAUAAGAUGACACUCAGAGCGCUUUUGUCCCGUGUUUAAAAAGAAAGUCAUCAAGAUAGCUCACUUGGAUAUAUCAACAUUUAAUCGUCUUUCUUUUUCUGGAAACGUUCACCUCCUCACCUCCUCACCUCUUGGAGACGUCCCGUAGUUAUUUAUAUUGAAUUCUAUAAUGCUGUCACAUGACCUCAUUUUUUAUUGGACUUUUUUCCUCAUUGUGGCAACUCUGAAGUCGUAUUUAUCACGCAAGCUGAAGCCGUGAGCAGCAUUUGGAUUUCAACAAAACAAAAUGAUGACUUUAGGAAGCUCAGCCACACUUUUAUGAGAAGAUAUUUGCAGUUUUUUCCAAAGUGUACAUAAAGACGGUUUGGUUGUUCAGGAAGUCAAACUGAAUAUUUAUGACUUGUAUGAAUGUAAAAUGUACAAAAUGGCGCCGCUCUCUUGUAUUCUGUUUUGUUUCCUUUUUUCCGUUGUAAUCUGAGCACCAAAAAGGGUUGUGUUGAUUUGA
This is a messenger RNA of Dunckerocampus dactyliophorus (ringed pipefish), 2540 nucleotides long. RefSeq names its product T-box transcription factor 20 (gene tbx20). Lineage: Eukaryota; Metazoa; Chordata; Actinopteri; Syngnathiformes; Syngnathidae. The transcript is spliced from 8 exons. Gene Ontology annotation, molecular function: DNA-binding transcription factor activity, RNA polymerase II-specific; RNA polymerase II cis-regulatory region sequence-specific DNA binding. Gene Ontology annotation, cellular component: nucleus. The record is from RefSeq and is a predicted model, not a curated record. Gene Ontology annotation, biological process: cell fate specification; heart looping; vasculogenesis. Bases 249 to 1586 code for a protein of 445 amino acids.